UACUAACGAAAGUCAUCUAACGAAAAGAAAUGUAAAUGCGAAAAAAUCACUGAAAUUCUGCAAAAAUCCCAAAUCAAAAAAGAAAAAAAUAAUAAAUUUAUUGGCAAUUUCUAAAAUAAAAAGUAAAACAAAAAGAAUUGAAUAAGAAAAUCGUACACGUAUCGAAAAGAAGAAGCUAAAGUUAGAAAGAAAAAAAACUAAAUUAUUGAGAAGCACACGCCCUUAGUGUGCAAGGCAUACAUGUACAUACAGGAGUAGCAGAAACAAAAGCAACAUCACCAACAACAGCAACAAUAACAACAGCAGCAGCAGUAGAAAAUCUGCCAGCCACCAACAUCCUCAGCAUCGAAGCCAGUGGCAGCAGCAACCUUUCCUUUUGGUGCACACUCUCAUUGCCACAUCCAUACACACACACAGGGAUACACGAGCACACACACACACUACCCCCAGGAUGAAAAGAUUUGGUGUGGCUGUGUGCGUGAUGUUUGACUGAAGCCUGGGAAUUGUGGGCUUAUAAAGCUCAAUGUGAUUUUAAAAAUACAUCAACAUCAGAAAAAAAACAAGUCGCCAACAACAAACCGAGCCACCAAAUCAACCAAAAAACGGAUUAAGAAUUAAGGCCUUCCACCAAGACAAUGUGUAAAUGUGUUAACAAUAAUUAUUUCGAGUUUAUAAAAUGACGCAACGCGGUUACAAAAGAAGGCGUAAAGGGUAAAUGCCGAUUGCAGCAAAUACUCCAACGCCUCUGAACGAAAUCGGCAAAGAAAAACUACCCUUUUCCAAAACUUAUCACAAAUUCAGUGUCACGAAAAAGAAACAAACAAACAACUCGUUCAAAACCCAUUACAAAAAUCUACGCAUUUUUGUCGAGCAUUGUAUAACUGGAAAGAUAAACAGAAAACCGAAACCAAAAUCAAAAAAGAAAAUAUUCUGCAACAACAGCUCUCCUUAAGACAAGGACUACAAAGGCGACGAAGACGGCGAGCUGUUAGACUUUAAAACACCCACACAUCUGUGUACGCAGUCGUUGGAGUUGCCCAAAAUACGCGUAUACACAUCACAUCACGGCACCAAGCCAAGCCAAGCUAAAUCGAAACGAAACAAAGCCAAAGCAAGGGAUACGGUCUAGCAAAGCAAAGGCAUAAAGUCGAAAAAGUAGCAACUCACACUUCCCCCUCCAAGUCCCUCCCUGCCGCACUCAAGCUACCGUUGCCAACACACCCACCAGUCCUGCAAAUAGUCCCACAGAAUCUCUCAGGCAGCUAGACAGUCGUCCAUCAGGCAUUUCGUGUGUUUGUGUGAGUGUAUGUAAUAAAUGUUCCUCUUGAUUGUUCAACAUCGACAACAGCAACAACAACAACAACAACCUAACUACUAAACCAGCCAACAACAACAGCAACGAAUCCAUUGUUGUGGCUUAAAACACCUGCAAUUCAUCUUCAACAUUAAAGGGAUAAUGUUCAAAUCGUUUGUUUUAGCGAUUUUUGUGCGUUUGGUUCUUGGUGAUGAUGGCGAACCCUUUUCAACGUUGCAUCAUUUCGGGUCUGUAAUAAAAUAUGGCACACCAAAACAUUUCCUAGAUGAUCCCAAUUAUCCGCAUGACAAUGCCGAGGCUUAUCAUCAGCAACAACUGCAGCAGCACCAUCGGCUGCGUUCAGCUGGAGGCGUGGUCACGACUGGCCGACAAACAACCAGCAAUCGGCAGCAAAAGAAACAAUCGCUGCCGAAGGAGUACGAUGACUAUGAUCAGGGCGAUCAUUUAGACUACCCCGAUUAUGGCAUUCAUCCAUCGGAUGGUCCGCCGCACAACAUAGAUGAUGGCUCAUACGAGCCACCCACUUUUCUGCCGGCCAAUGUGGGUCGGCAUCCGCCGAUUGUGCCACGCAGUGGCGUGUACACGGUCCGAGAUUCGGCCAGUCGUCGUGACUCGACGCGAGACGUGUACAUGAACGGUUUCCAUUCCAAGCUGAGAGUUUUUCGCCCUAGCAUUACGCUGAUGCACGAUGAGGCACGCCUGGCCGCUUCCAAUGACGGCACCUCUCGCAACUGUCCCAAUGUGUGCGGAGACAUGCAAUGGCAGUGCCCCACCAAAUGCAAUUGUAUUCAGGCCUCGCAGCGUUGCGACAAGAUACCUCAAUGCGAUGACGGUUCGGAUGAGUACGACUGUGUGGUACCCCAGGACAUAUCCGCCAUGUCCACCAGGGAGUGUGAGCAGGGUGGUAUGCACAUCAUGUGCGUGAAGACGGGCCAAUGUAUCAACAAAGACUGGCUGUGCGAUGGUGAUGACGAUUGCGGCGACUAUUCGGAUGAGACGAAGUGUGGCGAACCUGCCGAAUGCCCGGAUGACAUGUUCCAAUGCAACAAUGGUUUCUGUGUGAAAAAGGAGUGGGUGUGUGAUGGGGAAAAUGACUGUAGAGACUUCACGGACGAGAUGAACUGUAAUCGUACCAGCUGUUCCAGUGAACACUUUACCUGUGACAAUGGAAAUUGCAUCUCAAUUGCCUUCCGUUGUGAUGGAGAGCCAGACUGUUCGGAUAAUUCGGACGAGUUCAAAUGCCCAGCGGUAAUAAAUCGUUGCCCCGAGGGUGAGUUCAAGUGUCGUGGUGGUGCCGGUGGAGCCGCAGGUCCCGGUGGCCGGUGUAUUCUAAAGCGUUUCCAUUGCGACGGGGAAAACAACUGUGGUGACUGGAGUGAUGAGGAGAACUGUGCCCAAAAGCCGACCCAGUGCAGCUCCAGUCAAUUCAAAUGUGCCGACGGCAAUUGCAUUCCGCUGAGUUUUAAGUGCGACAAAGACCAGGACUGUGAUGGUGGGGAAGAUGAAAAUGAAUGUGGCGACAUGAACACGGACACAGUCGCCUCCUGUUCCAGCAAUGACUUCACAUGUAACAAUGGCCGUUGUAUUUUGCGUACCUGGUUGUGUGAUGGCUAUCCCGACUGUUCGUCCGGUGAGGAUGAGGUCAACUGUCAUCUACAAUGUGACGAUGGUCAAUUCCUCUGUCCUGCCAAAAAGAAUAUGACCACCCUGAAGAUCUGCAUUCAUCAGAAACAUAUCUGCGAUGGCCACAGUGACUGUCCCUUGGGAGAGGAUGAAAUGAACUGUCCCCACUUUAGGCCGUGUGAACCGGACUCCAAGUGUGAGCAUACAUGCAUUACCACUGCCCAGGGCAGAGGUGAAUGUGCCUGUCGUCUCGGUUUCCUAAUGCACCCGAACAAACAAAAUUGCAUCGACAUCGACGAAUGUAAAUACCUGUCCAACCCUGUGUGCUCCCAGAUCUGUGAAAACACCCAUGGCUCGUUCAAGUGUUCGUGCGAAAGUGGCUAUGCCCUCCGUCCCGACAUGAGGACAUGCAAAGCCUUGGGCGGACCCUUGACGCUGAUUGUGGCAAAUCGUUGGGACAUUCGACGGGUCUCUUUGAGUCACAACCGCUAUUCGGCCAUCGUGAAGGGCCUUCACAAUGCCAUAGCAUUGGACUAUCACUACGAACGGAAUUUGUUGUUUUGGUCCGACAUUUCCACGGACGCCAUCAAAAUGGUUUACAUGAAUGGAACUCAAAUGCGCGACGUUAUAAAAUGGGGCUUGGAGUCACCCGGAGGCAUUGCUGUUGAUUGGGUGCACGAUCUGCUCUUUUGGACAGAUUCGGGUACCAGACGCGUUGAAGUCUCUAAUUUUGAAGGUAAUUUACGCUCCGUCAUUGUUUCGAACGAUUUGGAUAAGCCUCGAGCCAUCGUGGUGCAUCCAGGAGAGGCGACUGUAUUUUGGACCGAUUGGGGUCCCAAUCCCAAAAUAGAGCGAGCCUUUAUGGACGGUUCGGAAAGACAAACAAUUGUUGUCAAAGGCGUUAUAUGGCCCAAUGGCUUGACCAUCGACUACCCCAGUCGCAAACUAUAUUGGGCUGAUGCCCGGCAGCAUGCCAUCGAGUGCGCAAAUUUCGACGGAACGGGCCGAACGAAGAUUCUCAGCACCCACUUGCCCCACCCAUUCGCCAUGACGAUUUUCGAGGACACCAUGUAUUGGACGGAUUGGAAUACAAAGACCGUCUCGUCGGCCAAUAAACUCACCGGCAAGGGCUUUGGCUCGAUCCAUGAAAACUUCCAUUUCCCCAUGGACAUUCAUGCCUAUCAUCCGGCCAGGCAACCGAACUACAAGGAUCAUUGUCCCAGAGACCGCGAGGGUCGCCGAGGUGGAUGUUCCCAUUUGUGUUUGCCCAACAAGCAGUCCAGACGUUGUGGCUGUCCCAUUGGCCUGACUCUAAAGGAAGAUGGCCGCACCUGCAACAGUGCUCCAGAUGAAUUGAUAUUAGUGGCUCGUCGCAAGGACAUCCGUUUAAGACAACUGAACACAAAGAAGACAUUGUCAUAUGGCGAUGUGGACAUGAUCAUUCCAUUGGACAACUUGAAACACGCAGUGGCCCUGGACUGGUCCAGUGAAACAGACACGAUCUUCUGGACGGAUGUGGAGAGGAGUACCAUCAACAAAGCCCAUCUCAACGGCAGCUAUCAACAGAAGAUAAUCAGAUCCAAUCUAGUUGGACCUGCCGGUUUGGCCCUAGAUUGGCUGACCAACAAACUGUACUGGACCGAUCAGAUAACAUAUCGCAUCGAGGCGGCCACCACCAAUGGCAAAAUGCGCACCCUGCUGAUUUGGGAGAACCUGGAAAAGCCCCGUGACAUUGUUGUGAAUCCCGUGGAUGGUUUGAUGUUCUGGACAGAUUGGGGUAAACAGGCCAUGAUCGAAUGUGCCCAUAUGGACGGCAAGAACCGCAAGGUCUUGGUGUCGACCAACAUCAAGUGGCCGAAUGGCUUGGCCAUUGACUAUGAGCAGCAGAAACUAUAUUUCGUUGAUGGUGGCACCAAGGUGCUGGAAAACAUCAACUUUGAUGGUUCUGGUCGAAAGGUGUUAAUAGAUGGACUAAGUCAUCCCUUUGGCAUGGAUGUCAGCGGUUCGCGUGUGUACUGGACUGAUUGGGACACCAAAUCGGUAUCCAGUGCCGACAAGAUGACGGGCCGGGACAUCACCACGAUUAUUGCCAACACCAGUGACCUAAUGGACAUCAAGGUAUUCCAUCGGUCACGCAGAAGGGUUCGCAAUGCCUGUGAUUCGGGAAAUGGUGGAUGUUCGCAUUUGUGUUUACUAAAUCCGACGUCCUAUACCUGUGCCUGUCCAGUGGGCAUCACCAUUCAGGCAGAUGGACACACCUGUUCGUCGGGUCCCAGUUCGUAUAUCAUUUUUGCUCAUCGCAUUGACAUUCGCCAGAUUUCGCUUGAUUUUCAUCAUUUGGUCGAUGUGGUGCUGCCACUGCCACCCAUUUCGAAUGCUGUGGCUUUGGACGUGGAUCUGAAGACGGGUGAAAUAUAUUGGACUGACACCAUGGAGGACAUAAUAAUGAGUUCAACGCCGGACGGUGACAAUGUAAGGCGGAUUGUGUACGAAAGCAUUGAUAAUCCUGAUGGUUUGGUUGUGGAUUCUGUGGGAAGAAUGGUUUAUUGGGCUGACGCUGGUCGUCACACCAUUGAGGUGGUCACUCUGGAUGGAAAACACCGUCACUUGAUUGCAUGGAAGGAUCUGGAAUCACCACGCGGCUUGGCUUUGGAUUAUGAGGCGGGCUUCCUGUUUUGGACUGAUUGGGGACAUUAUCGUAAAAUCGAACGCGCCGAUAUGGAUGGUGAAAAUCGCCAACGCAUUGUCACCUCAAACUUGGGAUGGCCCAACGGUUUGUCGUUGGACCUGAAAGCCAAACGUAUUUACUGGGUGGAUGCCCAGCUAAAGACCAUUGAUUCAUGCGAUUAUUCCGGCAAUCAUCGCAAACGUAUAAUGGCUUCACUGCUGCAUCCCUAUGCCUUGGCCUUGACGGACAACUACAUCUACUGGACAGAUUGGAAGUCGAAAGCGUUGCACAUGGCCGAUCGCAGCAAUGUGACAAAUAGGCGCGAUGUCAUGACCAACAUUGACGGCCUCAUGGACAUCAAGGUCAUAUCGUCCAAUAAAACAUUGCCGGACAAUGUCUGUGGCAGAAACAAUGGCGGUUGUUCGCAUUUGUGUCUGCGCAAUCCCUCCGGCUAUUCGUGUAAAUGUUCGAUUGGCCUGCGUCUCAAGAACGGCAGCAGCACCGAGUGUGAAUACAUGCCCGAGGACUAUCUGUUGAUUGCCCUGCGCUCGGGAAUUGGCAUGAUCUCCUUGAACACACCCGAUCUGAUGGAUGUGGUGUUGCCGAUACACGGUGUGCACGGAGCGGUUGUGUUGGACUAUCACUACUCGAAGAAUUUGAUGUUCGUGGCUGAUGUGAACUUAGACGUCAUCCGACGCAUCAAUUUGCGCGAUUUGAGUGACAGCAAAGUUGUGGUCAACGAACUAAUGACACCCAAUGGCCUGGCUGUUGACUGGAUAGCUGAUAACUUGUAUUGGUCGGAUUCGGAUUACAAGUUUAUCGAAGUUUCUCGUCUGGAUGGAUCUUGCCGCAAACGCCUGAUAAGUGAAAACAUGGGUGAUCCCAGGUCACUGAUUGUCCAUCCAAAGAAGGGCUAUUUAUUCUGGGCCGAUUGGGACUCACCUUCGCGGAUAGAACGCAGUUUGUUGGAUGGCUCAAAUCGUACCGUUAUCUUGAGCGAUAAUCUUGGUUUUCCCACAGGAUUAACGAUUGACUUUGAAAACCGUCGUUUGCUGUGGGCCGAUGCCCUGGAAGACAAUAUUGGCCAAUCAGACUUUAAUGGCAAGCGAAGAACGGUUAUUGUCCAAUAUGCUCCCCAUCCAUUCGGAUUGACAAUGUUCAAAAACAACAUAUACUGGACCGAUUGGUACAACAAAUCGGUGUUCAGGUCUCAUUUGAAGGAUCACACGAUUUACACCCAACCGGUGGAGAUUCGCAACUCAUUGAGUGGUGCUUUGGACAUACGGGCCGUUUCACGCAGACGCCAGGCCGAGGAGUGGAAUCAAUGCUCACAGGAUAACGGUGGUUGUACCCACUUGUGCCUGUUCCGUGGCUCCAAUUACACCUGUGCAUGUCCCGAUCGUCCAGAUGGCCGAGAAUGUUUGACGGUACCGAAAUUCUUUGUACCACGUCGAUCCGACGAGGCCAUGCCAGACUAUACGGAUGAAGUGACCGAGGCUGAUCUCAGUGGUAUUAACGAUGACUUUGACGACGACGAUUUCCAGGCACCGGAGCAGAUGAUUGAUCUCAAAGUGGUUAUUGUUAUAGCCACCAUUGUGGCAUUGAUAUUCCUAUUUAUAAUGAUAGCUGUUGUUAUAUACAUGAUAACUCCCGCCAAACAUCCACAACCCAAACGACACUCACGCGGAUCCAGUCGUUCCGUAUUGACCUUCUCGAAUCCCAACUACAAUGUUGACGGCACACCGAUGGAACCCAAGACGACCAUAUGGAAACGUUUCAAAAACGAUCGUGCACAUGAGCGGGUCUAUGAGGAGCGCAGUUUGACAACGGAAACCGGUUCAUCGUCAAUGUUCGUUCCAACACCGUCGCCAACCGCCUCGCCCUGUGCCAACAAACUGCAACUGUCCACGUUGUCGACGAUAGCGUAAACAGGCGACACUUGUUGCUUUCCCGACAUUCUAAUGUUCUCAAUAUUCAAGGUCGAAGACCUUCAAUUUUUUUAUUAUUGUUUUUAUUUUUACAUUUGCAUUAAUAAUAUAAUUAUUAUUAUGACUACAAUACAAAAUUUGCAUAGGAUUGCCCCAGGGGGACAUCCACAUUUUGAAGCAAUAUCCUUUAGAUCUAGGAUAUAAAACAUUUAAACAAAUACAACAAAAAUUCCUUUCUAAAAAAACUUUUAAAAACAAAACUCUCCUUACAAAGCAUUGAAAUGUAAUAUUUGUUUUUAAUAAUUAUUGUUUUACAAGGAUACUUUGCUAAAUUCAUAUUAUGUUGAAAAAACUCCCUCUCCCCCUUAAAAAAAUCCAAAUAAUUAAAACAAAUUCGUAAAUAUCGAAGUUUAAUGUGAAUUCUUGUGCCAAACACUAGAGGAGAAUAAAACCAACAAACAAACAAAAAUAAUUUCAAAAAUUAAAAAAAAAAAACUAAAACAUAAAUUGUUCUAAACAAGAAAAACUACUCCCCUCAAAUAGGUAUUAUUAUUAUUAUUGCUAUUAUUAUUUUCCAACGUUUGGUUAUUUUAAACCCAAAAGUUUUAAAAUGCAAAACUAACAAGAACAACAGCAACGUACUAAAUAUUAAUUAAGUUUCCAUGACAAAAGAUAUAACUAAAACAACAACAACAACAACAAAUUGUCAAAAAAAACAAAAAUAAACUUACGGAUACUGAGGUUUUCGCCUGAAGGCCGUCAUUUUUUAUACGAAACUUUUCAUUUGUUAAUGUUAAAUUGAAGAUGCAACAAAUUAAAACAAAAAUAAUGUACUUCCGUAAUAAUUGUAUACAUUUAUAAAAAAAAAAAAAAACAAAUGUAAUUUAAGGAUACCAUGAAUGCAGAAUACUACUCUACCUACAACCCAACCAACAACUUGGACAAACAAACAAAGUAAAAAAGAAAAACGUUAUUCCAAUAUCUGUAUAUAGAUGUUAAAUGUAUUUGUGUAUGUAAUUUUCCAAAUGUUCUGAAACAACCUAACAAACAACAACAACAACCACUACAUCGACAACAAAUUCUCCAAGAAAAUCUUCCAGCCACAAGCUAUUCGCAUUUACCCCUCUAGCCUAUAGGCAGGUGGGAGGGGACGGGGCAAACAAACGUGCCACAUAUUAGGGGCUCAAUUUGUGGCAUGUUUAACUGAUAGCUCUGGCUGUGGAUGUUAACUUGGACCUCAACUCCACUCGAUCACUCACAGAUUUCAGUUCAUUUCGCCAUUAUGCAGUUUUUGUUGCCAAAGAGAGAGAAAAAGAGAGAAAGAGAGCGGUAAGACAAAGUCAUAACAACACACUGUUCGUUAAGCGUAUUCAAAGGAUAAACGGGUUGUUUGAAUUACAGUUCCUUUUAUAAUACACACACACAUUCACACUCUCACGCAUACAUCCACACCAAAAAAUAGUCGUGUCUCAUAGGAAUCACAAUCAAAAUAUUUUAUUUUAAAAUAUUUUCCAAAACAAAACACACAGUAACUCAUGAACAAAACGUUGUAAAGAAAAUACGAAAAAAUAGGAGAAAGUCAAUAUUUUACCAAAAGCUGGAAAUCCCAAAAUGCCAUUCCCAAUAGUUUCCAUGGAGAGCAUUCUAUUCUAGUUUUUUCUUUCGAUACCAAAAUCGUUUUUCCAAAAUAAAAUUCAAAAUGCAUGGUCAAAAAGAAAUAUUUUAAAACUACUAAGUAAGUUUAUCACAAAUUUGACGAUCAUCUUCGUUUUUACUUCGAUUUUUUAAUUGGAAUAAUUCGAACCACAAAUGGAAUUCGUGUUUUUAGACAUAAAAUAUUAAUUAUAACAACACGGUCGGACAAAACAAAUAAAUGGAAUUGUCCGAAAUUCAAAUCAAAUACUUCAAAUAAAAAUUAAAAAAACAUUAAGAUAUAUAAUUUGGAUUUCAAUAGAUAUUGUCAAUUUAACAAUUCAUAUGUUUCGAAAUACAUCUCAAAUAUUUUUCGACAUUUGCAUAUCUCGAGUGUUUGAAUUCCAAAUAUUUCGGGUUUUUGCAUUUCAAAACAAUUAAAACUUUACAUUUUAGAAAUUGUGGAAGUUAAUUUUGAAAGGGGUUUUCUAUUAAAACCAGCUUACAGGCUUAGCUUGAUGAAAACAAAAACAAAAUUACAAAAAGACUGACAAGUACAUGAAACCAACAAGCAACAGAGACAAGCCAGCAGAUCCAAACCAUUCAUAGUCCAACCAAAGCGAAUAUUACCCCUCCAAGAAGAAGCAGUGCUCAACUGAGCAAUGAAAAACCAAGUCCUCCUAUAUAUUAUUGCUCAUUGCAAUCAAACGAGUGCUGUUUUUAUUCUUUGGAUGGAAAACAUGAAAUUUUCGUUGUCAUUGAAAAAAAAAGAGAAACAAAAAAUAGGAUUUAACAUUUUUUAUACACCAUAUCACCCUCUCCACCAAUGCGCCAUCCUCUGCAAACUCACUUGAAAUCAGCAUACAACAGAAAAACAAAAA
Messenger RNA from Musca domestica (house fly), 10047 nucleotides. RefSeq names its product low-density lipoprotein receptor-related protein 4 (gene Lrp4). The record is from RefSeq and is a predicted model, not a curated record. The coding region runs from base 1457 to 7534 and encodes 2025 amino acids. NCBI's taxonomy places the organism in Eukaryota, Metazoa, Arthropoda, Insecta, Diptera, Muscidae. Gene Ontology annotation, molecular function: calcium ion binding; protein binding. The transcript is spliced from 14 exons.